CAAUUUCCCGUGACCCGUGUCCGUUUGCCUUAGCUUUCAUUUCAUAUAUAUAUAUAUAUAUAUAUACAUGUCAGUCUCUCCCCCUGCAGCCUUCACCUUCCACUUCAGCUUCAUUCCACUUCCACUUGGAUCGAUCGAUCGCAUAUGGCGGUACUGUGGUGGUGGUCAUCGUCCUGCUUGUCCUCCCGCGCCGUCGCUGCUGCGCUGCUUUGCCUGCUGGUGGCUCACGGCAGCGAUGGAACCAGGCACAACAGCAACAAUGGCGGUGGUAGUGGUAGUUCCAGCAGCAGCAAGAGCCACAAGCAAGGCGGAGGGGGACGAGCCCAUGCCGCGCCGACGACACCGUCUCCGUAUCCGUCUCCGUCUCCGGCGGCUGGCAACAACAGCAGCAGCGACGACGGGUGGCUGAACGCCCGUGCGACAUGGUACGGUGCCCCGAACGGUGCUGGUCCGGACGACAACGGCGGCGCGUGCGGCUUCAAGGGCGUGAACAUGCCACCUUUCUCGGCGAUGACGUCGUGCGGCAACGAGCCAAUCUUCAAGGACGGCAAAGGAUGCGGGUCCUGCUACCAGAUCCGGUGCAAGGCCCACCCUGCGUGCUCCGGCGUGGCGGAGACGGUGAUCAUCACGGACAUGAACUACUACCCGGUGGCCCCCUACCACUUCGACCUGAGCGGCACUGCCUUCGGGGCCAUGGCAAAAGACGAGCACAACGACGAGCUAAGGCACGCAGGAAUCAUCGACAUCCAGUUCAAGAGGGUUCCCUGCCAGUACCCUGGUCUGACGGUGACCUUCCACAUCGAGCGUGGCUCCAACCCCAACUACCUGGCGGUGCUGGUGGAGUACGAGAACGGCGACGGCGACGUGGUGCAGGUGGACCUGAUGGAGUCCAGCCCCGACGACGGCGAGCCCACCGGCGUCUGGGAGCCCAUGCGCGAGUCCUGGGGCUCCAUAUGGAGGAUGGACACCCGCCGGCCGCUGCAGGGGCCCUUCUCGCUGCGCGUCACCAACGAGUCCGGCAAGACGCUGGUGGCGGACCAGGUCAUUCCGGCAGACUGGCAGCCCGACAACGUCUACAGCUCCAUCGUCCAGUUCGAGUAGCAGUAUAUGCCAUGCGUCGUACAUAUAGAUAUAUAUACACUACACACACAACGCGGUGUCAGCAGUAAUUUAAGCAAGUAUAUGCAUCAUCAUUAAUUCCAUGGACGGAUCGGAUCGAUGAUAUAUAUGUACGUAAAGAUAGACAGGCAUAAGACGACGUCUCUACCUAGCUAGCUAUAGCUGCUGAAUACAUACAUAUACUUGUCGAUCGAGACGUCGCUUGUGACGUCCGUCCAGUGCAUUAUGAAUCAUCUUCGAUCGAUCUGUUGUUGGAUUAUACAUGCUAUAUAUUCGUGAUAAAGCUUUACCCAA
Molecule: messenger RNA, 1413 nt
Organism: Zea mays
Lineage: Eukaryota; Viridiplantae; Streptophyta; Magnoliopsida; Poales; Poaceae
Product: expansin-B7
Exons: 1
Coding region: 145-1101 (318 amino acids)
Biological process (GO): sexual reproduction
Cellular component (GO): extracellular region
Source: RefSeq, marked validated